AUAGUAGAGAUGUCCGGCUUCCCGUCCAGCAUCGUCGCGUCUCCAUGGCGGCGUAUGGCUGGCUUUCGGUUUAUCCCUCCACCGACGUAGAUCGGUCGCUUUCCUUUGUGUGUCUGUUUUUUUAGUUUGCUUUCAAUAAUCUCAUAUGGGCUGUGUUGGUAAUUACAGUGUAAGCAAUUUCGCUAACUACUGUUCUUUUCCUACCAGUUUUCCAUUGAGUUUUAAUUGCAGAAAUCAAUUCAGGGAUCUGAGAAUUAGGUUGAAGAUAAGAAGUAGAAUCCGUCGCUUAUUAAUCAUUGCCAAUUCGCUGUUGUAUCUUUAUUGGAGCCUCUUUGUUUAAUACCGGUGAGAAACCCAUAAGAAUCCAUGUUCGAUAGUCUUAUCGACGGUGAUUCCUUCAUCGGAAUCGAAGCUCCAGCGGCGAAG
Messenger RNA from Arabidopsis lyrata subsp. lyrata, 426 nucleotides. RefSeq lists its product as uncharacterized. The record is from RefSeq and is a predicted model, not a curated record. Lineage: Eukaryota; Viridiplantae; Streptophyta; Magnoliopsida; Brassicales; Brassicaceae.